Molecule: messenger RNA, 1184 nt
Organism: Odocoileus virginianus texanus
Lineage: Eukaryota; Metazoa; Chordata; Mammalia; Artiodactyla; Cervidae
Source: RefSeq, a predicted model, not a curated record
UUGGGGAGGAGGUGUGGGAGAGGAAGAUGUCGGUUUAGACCGCCCAAGUUUGAGUCUGUUCAGCAGGCAGGUAAUUAAAUGUGAUUGGAAUUCAGGCCCCCGUCUAGCCCAGAGAUAUAAAGAUUUGAGGUCUUAGCAUGAAAACAGGUAAGAUCAAAGAAAGGAUGUGAGGAGAUGAGGGGAUCAAUAGAGAAAGAACCUGGGGAACUGCAGUAUUUGAGAAUGGACAGAGGAAAAAGGGAAAAAUAUUAACUUUGAAGCUACUUAUUUUACCUAUACAAUCAUCUCAUCAAGGAACACUGGAUAAUUUGCUGUGAAAAUGAGUGCCUGCGUUUCUAGGCCAUAUAUUCUGGAAUGCAUUCAGAACGGCAGUUUCAAAUUCCUUUCCCUGUCUAGUGUUGCCUUUCACUUCUGAUGCAGGCUUUGAUUGGUCGAAGAAAAAAGGACUAAGUGCAGAGGAAAAGAGAACCCGCAUGAUGGAAAUAUUUUUUGAGACGAAAGAUGUAUUUCAACUAAAAGAUAUGGAGAAGAUUGCUCCCAAAGAAAAAGGCAUUACUGCUAUGUCAGUAAAAGAAGUCCUUCAAAGCUUGGUUGAUGAUGGUAUGGUUGACUGUGAGAGAAUUGGAACAUCUAAUUAUUAUUGGGCUUUUCCAAGUAAAGCUCUUCACGCCAGGAAACGUAAGUUGGAGGUUCUGGAUUCUCAGUUAUCUGAGGGAAACCAAAAGUAUGCACACCUACAGAAAAGCAUCCAGAAAGCUAAAAUCGGCAGACAUGAAACAGAAGAGCGAACUAUGCUAGCAAAAGAGCUUUCUUCACUUCGAGACCAAAGGGAACAGCUAAAGGCCGAAGUAGAAAAAUACAGAGAAUGUGACCCACAAGUUGUGGAAGAAAUACGUCAAGCAAAUCAAGUGGCCAAAGAAGCUGCUAACAGAUGGACUGAUAACAUAUUUGCCAUAAAAUCUUGGGCCAAAAGAAAAUUUGGGUUUGAAGAAAAUAAAAUUGAUAAAAAUUUUGGGAUUCCAGAAGACUUUGACUACAUAGACUAAAACGUUUGAUGCUGUUGAUGGUGAAGGAGCUAUGUGCUUGUGAAUAUGUAAAUUUUUAUGUUAUCCAGCUAAAUGUACUGAAUUGUCAUUUACCUGUAACUCUUUAUUGUUUUAUUAUUAAAUAAAGUAUGGAGUGUA